This is a messenger RNA of Scomber scombrus (Atlantic mackerel), 2488 nucleotides long. RefSeq lists its product as uncharacterized. NCBI's taxonomy places the organism in Eukaryota, Metazoa, Chordata, Actinopteri, Scombriformes, Scombridae. The record is from RefSeq and is a predicted model, not a curated record. The transcript is spliced from 3 exons. The coding region runs from base 334 to 1155 and encodes 273 amino acids.
GGUUUAUUGCAUGUGUGUGUUUCUUGGUAUAUGAUUUGGUGACGACAGAACGGCAGGUUUGGGCAGGGGUGGCGUGUGUGACGUUUUGUGUGAGGGGAGUAUCCUGAGCUCCCUGCGCUCAGUCAUUCACUCAGGCUCACACACACACACAGAGGAGAUAUUGCUCACCGGUGCUGACACACACACACACGCACACAAUUACACACAAAGAGGCAAAAGAGACAACAGCAAGGGCUCAGAAGUAGCAGAAAAGCAAGCGAGAAGAAAACGUGUGUGAGAAGUGAGGGAGCAACAGAGGGCCCAAGAAAAGAAGAAGACAAGAGUAAAGAGAAGAUGACAAUUGGCAAGAACUCCAGGAAGAGCUCUGUGCGGAGCUCCAUCCGGGCCCCAAAGUUUCUGGACAAAUCCAGCGGCUUCUACGGUCGCCUUGAUGAGCCUGAGACCACUAGAGAAGGGGAGGAGGUGAUUGGAAAAGAAGUGGAGGAAAGGUGGAGUGGGACGGAGGAUGGCAGCAGAGAGGGGGGAGUUGUGAGCAGCCCGAGCCCACGUGUGGUGCACAUUCCUGGGGCAGAUGAAAGGGAAGAAGCUGAGGCAUUUGACUUAAAUGAAGGGAUGAUGGAAGACGAUGGUGAGAGUCUCCUGCGCAGGAAACCCAGCCGCCGCAGCAGCAGGUGGAGAAGAAGCUCCAGGAGGAAGCAGAAGGAGGGGAAAGCUGAGGAAGACACAGCCAGAGAUGAGAGGCCCAGCCUGGGCACAGAGAGUAUGGCUGACACCCACAUCCUGGAGGACACCAAAGCGAUGAUCGAGGUGGAGAUGGAGAAACUGAAGACGAUGGAGGGAGAAAAUGAGAAUGCAAGAAGAGGGAAGGAGCCUGAGCUCGUUCACUUUCCGGUUCGAGAGGAGGCGGAUGACCAGGUCCUGAUCAGAGACAAGAAGAGGGGUAGAGAGGAGGAAGGAGAGGAGGAGAAGAGGAUGAAGAGGGAGCAAGAGGAGGGGAUGAAGAUGGUGAAGAGGAACGCGAUAAAGAGUUACCGCAAGGCUUUGGACAGAGCGUUUCGUCGCGGCUGGGAGGCCUUCGUCACCAACCUCUACAGUGUCACCCUCACGCCUGUGACAUCCUCAUCAUCUGCGAGCCAUCUUCAUGUUCAUCACUGAAAAAACAAUUGAACAAGAGAAUGAUAUGGACAAUUACCCCCAAACCAUAAUAUCUAAAUAUCUUCUAUACUGUAAUCUGAUGCAGUGUUUCGGACAAACUUGCCCGUUUGACAUUUACCUUCACUUGGGACUUUUAUAGUCACAUGAUGUGUUUCAGUCAUGCAUUAGGUCUUAGAAACAUUUCAAACUAAUUAUUUAUGUUAUUUAGAGUCUUAAUUACUCAGCAUAAAGUUGACUGCCUUACCUCAUAAUGCAGAUUGUUAGUUUGAUACUGAUCAAUCAGUUAAGUAAUCAAUUAAUGUAGGAGCUGCAGAAGUCCAGCUAUUGAUUUUGUGAAGUCGAUGGGUCUGGCUUGAAUGGAAAAGUUCAGUCUUCAGGUGACUGAAUUCAGUGGCUUCUGGUUUCAUUCUUCUAUGUUGCUAAUUUCAGAUUUUAGGUCAGUUGUGUAAGCCAGUCUUCACAUCUUAGAGCCUUACAUCAGGUCCGCUAUUAAGAGCUAUGCUUCUGUUGGUUUAGCACUAUGAAACUAGUAAAAGUGUUGAUGUGUAACCAAAAAGAGAAAAAAAAGGAAAUUGUUCAGUGAAUAGCAAUGACUGAUUAGUGGACAUGUGUUCUGGAAAUAUUCACAUUUCUGUGUGUUAAUGAUUGCUUUCUGGCAGCUAAUCAUUAAUGAUAGAUUAAGAGUCUGGAGGACACACACAAAUCACUGCAGUUUUUACCAGUCGUAACCAUUUAAACCCAGGGUUUCUCCAAUCUGUGUGUGCACAGAAAUAAGUAGGACAUCUUGUCUGUGUUUGACUUCUCACUGUGAGUACUGAUGAAGGUUCAUUAACCUGAAGAGACAAGACAGGAAAGUGUUUUCAUGUUUGAAAGAGAGAAAAUGAAAAAAAAGUCGUUUAUAGAGUUAUAAAUCAAUCCGAAAAACAAAAACAAAACCAACUUUAUGUCUUUUUAUUGUUACAAUUGCAUCUGCACACCAUAUGCAUUUUCAUUUGAAAAAAGUACCCCAACCUAAAGGUCAAAUAGUAUUUAAGAACUAAGCUAUAACAGCAGCCGGGGUCAAGAAGACAUAAUAUAAUGGUCCAGGAGAUUUUACAAUUAAUCCACAAUUUAGCCUUACUAAAAUGAAACAUAUAAUGUUUAUAAUAGGUCUGCUAUAAUUCCUUGUUAUCUGCUAUGUAUUUCUUUUUUAUAUUACCCAAAUUGUGGUAAAUAUAAAUGUGGUAAUUUUUAUAAAAAAUCUUUUUGUAUCCUAAUCAAACCUUCUGAAGUCAUGGACCAUAAAAAGAAGCACUUGUUAUGUGAGAGUAAAUAAAGAAACUGUCUCUGUGAA